This is a messenger RNA of Phytomonas sp. Hart1, 321 nucleotides long. Lineage: Eukaryota; Euglenozoa; Kinetoplastea; Trypanosomatida; Trypanosomatidae. The record is from the annotation of a GenBank genome assembly.
AUGGAUUUGCGGGCCUUCCCUAUUUGUCAAAAAGUCGUUGACGAUUUCACCGCAAACUCCUCGAAGCGAGGGGACACCACCGGUUGCGGGGACAAUUUCUCAGGCGCCGUCCUCGCCUAUAUCGCGGAGUGCCUCGAAAAGGGUCAAACCUCUGGAGAGCUGGACCUUCAAGAAGCAGUCGCUUGGGGUGUGGCCUCUGGAGGGUUUGCCUGUUUUUCGGUAGGAGGGACCUAUCUCGAGAAAGAGAGGGGGGAAAAGAGAAGACUUAUUGAAUAUUAUCGUCGCCACUACGUUUCUCAGCUCCAAAAGUCAAAGCUAUAA